AUGAUGUGCGAUUGGGCAUCUGUCGGCAAGAUAUGCGCGAAAUGGCUGCUUUUCGUUUUAAAUGGAUUAUGUAUUCUGAUAGCAGUUGGCACCACUAUAUUUGCGAUAGUAGACAUAAAGGUGCUAAAUAAAUACGGUGAUGGUGCAGGCCAUGGGACACAGUCUGGAGACACACUUAUUAUAAUUGUCUGCUUGUUGCUGUUUGCUGUAGCGGUGUUCGGCUGCAUUGGUACUGCUAAAGAGAAUGUUAAGAUCCUUUGUCUGUACGUAGGUUUCCUGAUGCUGUUCCUGGUGGUAGAGCUAUUGGUGGCUGUGUACGUCGCCGUGCAGAGGUACGGCCUCGAGUUCAGAGUCUCCGAGUCAAUGCGCAACCAAUUCUUCCGAAACUUUACAACCGAAGAAUUGGCUCAACAUAAGAAGAUUUGGGAUGACAUGCAGAUAACAUAUGAAUGCUGUGGUUUGAAUGGUCCAGAAGACUACCAAGCUAUCCGGCAGCCGAUCAGCAUAUCUUGCUGUCCACGAGCAUUCCGCGCGAAGACGGAUUACGCUCGGCAUCAGUUUUAUCAAACGUGUCUGGAAUCAAAGAGUUACUUCAACGUGGGCUGUGAGGAUGAAAUCCUGCAGGAGAUCAGAGCUGACGAGGACUGGCUGAUAGGGGUCACCAUCAUCUCAUCAUGGUUUCAGGCUGCACAAGUGUUAGCUGCUAUGUGGCUAUCUCAAAUGACGAAACGAGAGGCACAAUUCAAACAACAAACGCUAAGACAUUAACUCAAGCAUCUCAACAUAUUAUUGCAC
Molecule: messenger RNA, 795 nt
Organism: Papilio polytes (common Mormon)
Lineage: Eukaryota; Metazoa; Arthropoda; Insecta; Lepidoptera; Papilionidae
Product: 23 kDa integral membrane protein-like
Exons: 6
Coding region: 1-768 (255 amino acids)
Cellular component (GO): membrane
Source: RefSeq, a predicted model, not a curated record